Porites evermanni is the source of this 11534-nucleotide messenger RNA. The record is from the annotation of a GenBank genome assembly. NCBI's taxonomy places the organism in Eukaryota, Metazoa, Cnidaria, Anthozoa, Scleractinia, Poritidae.
ACAAACGCAUUUAGACCUAGGCAACUGAAGCUUUCUUCAAACAAAGGUAAAUUUUUGAACAAGACCGUGGCCGACUGCGCUGCGACUUACUCUAAUAACAUGGAAGGCUAUCCACUACUUCUCAGAAACUAUGUCGUCGUAAUGGGGAUCUUUGCUACAUUUCCAAGUAUUUCUACAGGUGACACUCUAACCUGUGUUCGUGUAGUCUGUAUUUUAGUAGUCUGGGUCCCUUCGAUCAGAUUUCAGUACAUUCCUAAAGCUUUCAUUCUUUUUUUACUUUUUCCUUACAGCUUUCAGUCAAGGAUCGAUUGGCAACUUUUUCUACGCCAACUUCAUGAUAAGUGAAUUUUCCUACCUGAAUAUCACAAGCAUUGGGCGGAAUCUUAUUCAAGACGAAAACGAUUGUGGCUACGCCUGUCUAGAAAUUCCUUCAUGUUUUUCCUACAAUGUGGCUGCCUUCCCUGAUGUCAACGGCAAACUUCUUUGUGAACUCCUGCCCUCAGACAAGUUUAACAACUCGGACAAGUUCAAUGACAGCAAAGAGUUUCAUCACUUUUAUAUUCCGGUGAGUCAAACAACUUGUUCAUCACAACUCUUCAUAUGAAGGAAAAUAAAAGACCGUCGUAUUAUUCCCCAAGUUAUGGUUUUCGGAAGUUAGCUUUUGUAAAUAGGACAUAUAUCUCUUAAUUUGCUUGGAGAAUCUCCAAUGCACUGAACUGUACUUUAAAUGCAAAGAGAAACAAGUUGGCUUGUUAUUUUGCGUUCAAGCUAUAUAAAAAAGAAGGAAAAAUAGAAAAAGGAACACGAAAAAAGUUGUUCUUCAGUAGUAAAACACCUGCUGACUUCUAAUUAAACUAUCCCAGACAUACUUUAUGAAAUUAAUCGUUAUAUUUAUCUUCGAAUGUCCUAAUUAAGUUUAUGGCCGUGGACAGGUUAAAACAGAGCUUCCGAACAAAAUAUUUGCCAACAAAACGUGUUAGGGAUACGCUGACUUUUCUUUAAAUUAACUUUAAUACAUCUUCAUCGUUUUAGCCUUCUGCCAUUAACGGCUUUAUUUUAUACGAUUCAACGACAGGACGGCAACGAGAACGUUUAAAAAACAAUAGGUUUAAUAAGCACGAUCCUUUUUUUUGUAAAUUUCUUUGCCGUUUUUGCCACAGGUUAUUUCGCUUUUUGAAUUCGAAUAUGGUCCCUUGGAAUUGAAAUUCACAAGGGUUCGCGUACAUUUGACAAAAUAGGUAAGAAGGAAUAAUCGGAAUAAAAUCGCGAUCGGUAACAGCGCCAAAAAUUUAGUUCACAAAUUAGCGUUAAGUUCGCGGUUCGAAAACCUCUAACGAAGACGAGAGAACAGACCCGGCUUAGCCCUGUUCAAAUGACAUCUAUACAUCGACAUGAAUGCCAAAUUCGAUUUUUACUGAUGUAGGAAACAAACCGAAAGGGGGAGAAGGAACUAAAAUUCAAGCGAACUUGUAUUUCAUAACUUUAUAGAUUUACAAUAGGACCAAGGGUUUGUAAUGAAGAUAAGAAAACUGCUCUAGUUUUCUAUACUUAAAGUAAAUUAACUUAAAGACCAGGUAAACUUAAUUCCAUUUUCACAGUGUGUUUCUUGUCCUGUUAAGUUGAUAUUACCAUAGUAACAUGAAUAAGCUACCUAUACUGGUAAAACAAAACAUACAAGCUAAAGAGGUCUAUACAAUUAAUAGAGCAAAUUCGUAUUUAUGCCUUGUUGAUGCUUUUCAAGGAAAAUAACAAAUGGGAGCCAGGGAACUUAUAGCCUGUUCACAGGCCCUCUAGUUCCUCUUCAAAGUCCGUCGAACGCGGGUGAAAAUAAAUAUAAACCGCAGGGGAUUUAUUAACCACCAGCGCAAGGGGGUAGUGGUAGUGGUGGGGGUAGUGGUGCGUUCGUUCUCGUGCGCUCACUUCGCUCGCGAGCUCGCCGAUGUUUUUGAAAAGAACGAAAAGAAAAAUAGAACAACGUCAACGGCUAGGGAACUUACUUGUGUUUGCCUUUCCUGUUGAAUAUUGCCAUAGCGACGCACAUUUAAAGCUAUAAUUUUCAAUGGUAACUAUCAGACUGUUCGUAUUUUGAUCUCUGUAAACGGUUUUUGUGACUGCACUACAAAUCGGUAUUACCAAUUCCCAAUUUCCAUUUUUUUCCUUUUAAGCUCUUUUAAAGCUUCCCUUCCAGCACAGGCCUCUUUUUACAUCACCUCAUUGAAUUUUAAACCUAUAUCUUACUGGCGGUGGUAGUGCUACAAUAUUUUGUUACAGCAACAAAAAGUCUUGUAAAAGGCAUAACGCCAAAAGUAUUGAGAAAGUAAUAUGAAUCACAUGCGUCGAACCUAAACUAGUAAUUUUUAGUUAACACUACAGCUGCCCCCGCUCGGUAUGUUGUUGAUCAAAAGUAUUCUUGCAAUUGGUAGUUAUAUAGGUCUUUGAAAUAUAGCCAUUCAUAUGGCAUUCACUAUAUUUAAUUACACGAGCUUAUUGCAUGCCAACCGAAGGAAAUUUUAGCUUGUAACUCCUUUGGCGCUAAAUAUGAAAUUCAAAUUUCAGAUCAUCGGCGAUCAUUUUAGCUGUCGAGCAAAGUAGAAUCCCGAUGAAUUUUUGAAAGUGUUAACCGCUAAGAUGUUUUAUUUAUUUAUGUACGUAUUUAUUCAUUCAUUUCUUUAUUUUUUAUUCAGUCAGUCCGUUCGCUUAGACACAGAUAUGACCAAUGACAGUUUCGCUAGACUGAAAGGUGGAAGUGCCUUGUCUUUUCUCAUACGGUAGUAACAAAAUAACGAAAUAAAACAAUUAUUCAACUCUCACUUGUUCCAUCCGAGACGAUUAUAUUAUAGCCAGCCUAUAUACAACAACGCGCAGGUGGAAUAAUUGUGUUAAUAACUGAAUAGUCAAUAACUGAAUUUGUCGUAUAUUCAGCAUCUGUCUAAUAUGGAUAAAUGAUAUGCGUCACGUUACUGGAUAUUUUGACUUUGACAUACAUUGUAAAAUGGUCUUUACUUACAGCAGUAUCCUUUCCUUUGUGUAGUCUCCUUUUGACAGUUCGCCCUGUAAGAACACUGGAAAAUGCUUUUCGUUGUACCAGGAAAAUGGAUAUAAGUGUAUCUGCGUGGGAGGAUUCACUGGAAAAGACUGCGAAACGAGUAAGAAAUACUGAGUUGAAACAAUGUUGCUCCUAACUAUAAUACAAUCACAGGUGACACACUAUUAACGCAAAUUGCAAGUGGGAACGGCAAUCAGCAUAAAGCUUUUGUACUGAUUCUAGGUAUUAUAUCAUUAACUUUGAGCUCACUAAAAAAAAAUCUAACCGAGAAGAUUAAAAACCAACUUUGAAAGAAAAGUAAAUAAUAAGUAUCACGCUGAACUUUUACUUUUCCUUAUAGUUACCCGACCACAAAAAAAUUCAAUUUCCCUGCUUGAUCGAUAAAGUGGCUUAUUUAUAGACAGGUUUCUCUAUCAACCUCUAGAACAACGUUUACAUUUCCUAGUUGUGUUUGAACUCUUGCUGAAGUCUAAUGUACCUUGGCUGAAAGGUACAUAUCAUUUUCUUUUAAUAUCUUUGAUUCUCUCUCCUGCAGAUAUAAAUGACUGUGUCAAUAUUACUUGUUUGAACAAAGGAACUUGCAUCGACUUAAUCAAUGGCUUCAACUGCAGUUGCCCUCCAGGAUUUGCUGGCAACCGAUGCGAAAUUGGUCAGAUACUUGUUGCUGCUAUUCGCAUUGCAUUUCCGCCAACGCAACAUGCCAUGUGUCCGUUUUAACACCUAAUGUUGGACGCUGUUUAAUGCGGUUGGCUGAUAAAUGUGGAUCAAUUUUAAAUCCUGCAUGGAUCCUACAUCAUUCGGCAAUGUUAAUGAUGUUAUACCAACACACGUUUUGAUCGGACAGCUCUAGGGUCCACCGGAUAUAUGUUUUGCAAUUUCAUUGACCUCGAAUUCCCCUCGGUCCGUGCGGAAAAUGCCGAAAAAAAAAUUGGCCAAUAAUAACGCAUUUAUCUCGGCCGAAGAACUUUGGUCAUUAACGCAUACAUAUUUAUUUGUCAUUAAUUUUUAUUAUAUUUCCCUUAGAUAUAAACGAAUGUGAGAGUAGUCCUUGUUUAAACAAUGGAACAUGCACCGACCGAGGCAACGGAUUCAACUGCAGUUGUCCACCAGGAUUUUCGGGCGAUCGAUGUGAAAUUGGUAAGCUGUGUUUAGCUGUUAUUUGUAUUGUUUAUGGGCUUGAAAAUGGCAUGCGGUUGUGGUCUUGUAUGUUCAUUUAUUGUUGUUUUUCUUUUUUAAAGAAGAGACUUAUUUGCAUUUAUAACUUUCUUUCGCAGGUUUCAAUUCGUUAAAGUCUAUGCAGUAAAGAACCCUCCGUAAAAGUGGUGUUUUGUUUAUUUUUUUGUUGGCAAUUAUCUGUGACUAUUGUUUCCUUCAGAUACAAACGAGUGUGAGAGCAGUCCCUGUUUAAACAACGGAACGUGCACUGACAGAAUCAAUGCAUUCAACUGCAGUUGCCCGCCUGGAUUUUCUGGCAAUCGAUGUGAAAUUGGUUAGUAUAGUGUUAAGCUAAUUACCCUAUAAUGACCUCGUAAGGUUAAGACGGGCUCAAAUGUUAACGCGUAUCACCCACUUCAGAAACUUCAAAGGAAAUGGGUUAAACCUUUGGGAUCAGUGAUUUCUGGGAUCGGUUGGGUGUACAAGAGUUAAUUAUGAUUGGUCGAUGGUAUUCAAAGCAACCAUUAAUCAAACAAAAGCAUUAACGCUUGUCCACCAAACGAUCCCAGAAAUCGUUACUUUGAGAGCUGGUGCCAAUUGCUCUUAUAGUUUCCGUUAUAGAGAAUUACAUAAGUGUAAAAGCAGCCAAUAAUUGUCACACGCAAGGUGCAAUUUAUGUAAAGCCCCGUGCAAAUGGACGCAACGUUCAGUUGUUGGAUGUUACAUGUUAAAACAGCGUCCGUUUGCACACCCUGUUGCAUGUCGUUGCGUGUCAUGGGUUGGGGGUCAUUGCACGACGUUUGAAACCGGUCAAACUAUAAGCCCCGUGCAAACAGACGCAAUAUUGUUGGCCAGCAACGCCCAACAUCGUUGGGAGUUGUUACGUCCGUUUGCACGUAGCUUAGAGAUUGCUAUUCAGUGUGUAUUGCAUUUUGCUGGUGUCAAUUGACUUCUGUGCUGUUAAAAAAGUUUACUUUGAUUAUAUCUCCUGCAGAUACAAACGAGUAUGAGAGUAGUCCCUGUUUGAACAACUGAACUUGCAUUGACCGAAUCAAUGCAUUUAACUGCAGUUGCCCGCCAGGAUUUGCUGGCAAUCGAUGUGAAAUUGGUUAGCAUAGUAGUUUUAAGCUAAUUAUACCCUAAAAUGACCUCAUCAUGUUAAGACGUGCUCAAAUGUCAAAGCUUAUCCCCCACUUCAGAAACUUCAAAAGAAAUGGUUACAACCUCUGGGAGGAUAGGCGUUAAUUAUGAUUGGUCUACAUCAUCAAUUUCUCCCAAAAUGCACCUUGUUUGCCCCCCAAAAGUUUGCAUGACCAUUGUUUUUUUAUUUCUCUUGGAACGAUUAUAAUACCCAGAAAAAAUAUAAAACAAAGCUUAUGCAAAAUUUUCUAGGGCAAAUAAGGUGUAUUUUGGGAGAUUUACAAAUGCCGAAUCCGUCAUAAGUGGAGCUUUUCUAUCAAACAACUCCAGAAAUCACUGCUCCGAGAUCUGGUACCUCAUUCUCCUUAUAAGCGAAUCUUUGCUGACUUCAUUGUUUACACUUUUCCUCAUUAGCAUACGACUUAACUCGUAGAAGCCAUGGCCGUAUAUAUGAACUAAAUGCAAAUGUUGAAAAAGCUGAUUAAGUUGAGCAAUUUGUGUAAUUUUCAAGGGAAUAUCAGUCAUCAAAAACUGCGAAAUUGCUGGGUGGCAAAAAAGUCAAUGAGCCAUUCAUUCUCUGUAAAAUUUCGAGUUUUUGGAAAAGAAUUUCUCCGAAACCAUUCAGUGUAUUGGCUCAAAGUUUCAAAGAUAACUGAAACUGUUAUGCCCUUUCAAUAUUCAGAGAUUUUUCUUUUAAUUAGCAUCAUCAGAUAGUGAUAAGCAUAUGUUAAUGUUGACUGCGAGCAGUCUCUCUUUUCCUUCAGAUUUAGUAAGGGGAGUGCACUCGCACGCGAGCGUUGAGCAACGAAGCCGCGAGACGCGAGAAACGAGGGCGGCCUUUCCCGUCUCGCGCCUUCAUUCACGUGCGUGGUCAUUUGCGUGUUUCGGGCGUUUUGUUCGACGGACCAAGAAAAAAGAGAGACUGCUCGUUGUCUAAUAUUAANCAAGGUGCAAUUUAUGUAAAGCCCCGUGCAAAUGGACGCAACGUUCAGUUGUUGGAUGUUACAUGUUAAAACAGCGUCCGUUUGCACACCCUGUUGCAUGUCGUUGCGUGUCAUGGGUUGGGGGUCAUUGCACGACGUUUGAAACCGGUCAAACUAUAAGCCCCGUGCAAACAGACGCAAUAUUGUUGGCCAGCAACGCCCAACAUCGUUGGGAGUUGUUACGUCCGUUUGCACGUAGCUUAGAGAUUGCUAUUCAGUGUGUAUUGCAUUUUGCUGGUGUCAAUUGACUUCUGUGCUGUUAAAAAAGUUUACUUUGAUUAUAUCUCCUGCAGAUACAAACGAGUGUGAGAGUAGUCCCUGUUUGAACAACGGAAAUUGCACGGACCGAAUCAAUGCAUUCAACUGCAGCUGCUUUCCAGGAUUUGCGGGGAAUCGAUGUGAAAUUGGUUAGAUUAUCAAUUUUAGCUAGCUAAAAUUUUGCUUUUCUUAACCUUAAUUAUAGAAGGGCGUCCUAAUUUUGAUACCUCUUUUGAUAUUAUUCUGUUACAGACAUAAACGAGUGUAAGAGCAACCCUUGUCUCAACAACGGAACAUGCACUGACAGAGCCAACGGAUUCAACUGCAGUUGUCCACCUAAAUUUAUUGGGAAACGAUGUGAACAAGGUGGGAAACAAAAUUGGAAAAUAGAGUUUAAAAUCAUAAUUGUGGAUCAUGUAUGAUGUGUACCACAAAAAAAGAACGAAUCAGCAAGUUUUAUUUUGACAGGUUGUCAUCUAUAAACUCAUUGAAUACUUUUAAAUGUGAAAUUGAACUGAAAACGCAUGUUCCAGCUUAUCACUAGCUGUGUCUAAACAGCAAAGUUCCGUCUUCGCACAUUACUGUUUGUUGGCGUCUUAUUUCGAGUCAGUGACGGCGAUGCCAAAGAGAACGGCAAAAAAUCAAUAGGUUUAGAUUGGCAAAACAACAACUCUGCAUGUACAUCACGCUUUUUUGUACAUUUCUUUGCCGUCACUGCACGACCAUAACGUGCAAGUGCUAAAUUCACGUUUUGUCGAGGACGGGAACAUAAGACAAAAACUUUCUUUUUCUUUUCCUGAAAUUUGAUGCAUUCCUUUAGAAUUCAACUCCAAAAACAUUUGCCAAAAUUUGACAAAGUAAACGAGAUGGAAUAAGCGAGAUAAGGUUUGAAGCAACGCGAAUUGACUUUUUUAGUGACGCUUUCGUAGCCUUCGCCGUCGUUGUUGCUUAUGCUGUGUCAAUUCUAGCUGCGCCCAGCCUCCUCCCCCGCCCCCGGGCUACUGCGAGGCAUUUGCCCACCUUAUCAGUCCCGGGGUGCGGGCAUUUGCUAAUUUUGCGCUACCCGGGGGCCGUGCAUUUGCCAACCCCUAGGCUAUUCCCGAGCUUUUGACACGCACGCGGUUCCUAUCAGAAUAAACUAAACAGAGGAUAUUACUGGAAAAAAGGCAGAUUGGCUCAUCUGUCAAAGACAGAGGGUUCAGUAAAGCCAUGUUAUCGAUUUUAUGCAUGCAUUUCUUCAAUGCCUAUCAAGCCAGAAUUACAUUGCGAAACUCGGGAGCCAUCGACGUAAAGCAACGUUUUUUGGUUAGUGAAUCAAAUUUCUGUUGAUAUCAUUUGAAGAACAUCCUUUCAUAUGGCUCUUGAAAGGAAGACGUUACUUGAAACAAAAAAUCGCACAUUAAAAUGUUUAAAACGGCACUAUUCGACUGUGCAAUUAAUGAAAAAUGUUGCAGCGUUGACGGAGGACGGGGCAUUUUCCCUCUUUUUUCCCCGCCGCGGGGGAUUUGACAGCUCAAGAGUCCCCACCACCACCGGGAAUUUGCCCAGUCCAAGGCCCAAAAAAAUGCAAAUGCCCGGGGGUCAGCCCGGAUGGGGGGAGGGGGGGGGGGGCGCUGGGCGCAGCUGGAAUUGACUGAUGCAUUAAGCUCCCUAAUGCAUUCAAUCACCGUGCUUUGCAAGACCCUUAGCUUUUGCCCGCUUGUCAUCCUGUGUUUUUCUGAGGGUUUCUCGCCGACUGAGUGGGUUUCUUCUUACUCUCUAGAGAUUGAGGUGAGAUCCUCUAAUAACGACAAUGCUUGUUUGAUAAGUAGUUUUUUCUCAUUGCUCAUUGAACAUUUUUAUUUUUUUGCGAUAUUCUCUACUAUACCUCCAACCAAUUUUCAGAAAAAGGAAAUGUUCUCAUUGUCUUGUGUCCAAACCUUGUUUCCGCGAUUUUUAGUUCGUAUCCUGAUUGGCCGGUCACCUUUCUGUCAAACUUCUACACUAAUGUUAUCUUCAAGUAUAUCUUCCUAAAAUGUCUUUUCAGUCUUAUAGAGGGUCUAGUUUGAUUUCAUUUGUAUUUCCAAAGAUUUCCAGUGUGAGUCAGAAUUUCAAACUUUUUUCUCGAUUGACUAAAUGUUUAUUUAAGAGUGUCUGCCGUCAGUUUUGUAAUAUGUCCAUGCACUGGCAACGUCUGGUGCAUUAAUUAUUCUGGAUUGUAUGUAUUUAUUCUGCAAGCUAGUGUUUCUCAAAAAGGGGUUUACUACAAAAUUACGUACCUCAUCCCCCUUUUGAAUUAGCUUGAUUGACGUCCUUUUGUCGCCUGCACAUACUUUCGAGGAAAGUUAUCCCUGAAAAAUUGCGACACGUUUUCCCGUAAGUUUCGCGCACGCGGAUGGCUGGAUAAUGUCCCCAACCAGAAGCCGGUUACUUGCCCCAGCAAAUUUACACGACUGUGAAAAAAAUCAGUUCCAUUUUUCUCUUUCACCCUUAGAUAUUAUCUCAACUGUGGUAACGCAGUUUCUUUCGCCUGCGUUUGGGAAUGACAGCAACUGGGCGCUGUGUUGGCAGGCCUCCACUCAUGGCUGGGCUGCCAGUACCUUCCAUAGCAGAUGUGAUGGGAAAAACCAUACGAUUACGGUCAUCAGAAAAGACCCGUACGUGUUCGGAGGAUACACCGAUAUUUCUUGGUGUAAGUGACUUUUUCGCCGGGGGCGGGGCAAUAAAAGGGACGGAGUCCGCAAAAUUAAAAUUAAACCCCCAAAAGACACCAAACUGGGUGGCUUAGGCUCUAUUUGACAUAUAAUAAAACAAACAACCAAUUCCAGAACCCAUCAAGAGCUUUAAUGCUAUAAAUUGCCUUUUGCGAAAUAUAUUAAAAUUUAGUGCAGUAUUUGACACAAAAAGGUGGCCAGUUUAGUUGUCCUUUAUACAGUUUAGGCUGCUUACAAUCGCUCAUUUUUGUUUAAUAUCAGUCGAGUUCUUAUCCCGGCGAGCAAAUAUACAAAAAUGGCUCGGUUUUAUGGUGCUAUGUUCUCGUGGUUCGCGUAUAUCUGUUUUUCUUUAAAAAAGAAAAAAAAAGAGAUACUAGCAGUCUAGUUUUCUUUUGAUGUCUUUUUCACGGGCUGCUUUAAGCGAUAACUAUAUGGAUAAAAAUAUUAGUUCUCUGUCCUGGACACGCUAUAAUGCGACCAAAAUCUAGCAGGACGACAAGCAUCCCCUUCCGGUCGGUGUGUUUGCAUUUUUGGUUUUGUUUGUUUUUUUCCUUUUUUUACCCUUUUGUGUUAAUUGAUUACAAACAAGAAUUUGCAAAAAAAAAAAAAAAACCUGACAAGAAACGUACGUACAGUACGUGAAUACAAUCAUUUUAGCUACGAUGACAUUAAGGCCCUAACAACAGUUAACUAUGGUUUAUUGUCCAAGUCACGGCAUUUGGGAUAAUUAGCAACCUCUUUGACAUGUCUAUUGUACAUGGUUUUGUCAGUAGACAUUUGGAGCUCGUAUUUUUUGGUUUGUUAAAUUAAAGUUAAAUUCCCCUGGGACCUUCAUUGGAACAAACAGAAAACUUGAAGAGGUCUUUUAAUAGUGGGUGUCAUUUGCGUACCUGUAACACCAACAGGGGUUGCUGUUACAAUAAUCUUUCCUUUUAAGUAACUAUUCUGUUUAACCAUUAUAUACCGAAGGAAAGACUGGUAAGCCCAUAGCUAUAACACCUUACUCUUGCUUAAAAAACUGUCUGCUGUGGACCGGGGAAUAACCAGCUAAGCGAGCGAGUUGUUUGCCACAGCUAUAAGAAAUAGAGCUUGUAUUUCUAACAAUGGGCCGUAAACAGAAUCUCCUGCAGUAAAGGAAUUCCUUCUUUGUGGAUCUUGAACAGCCCUAAAAUUUGUGAGGGUGGGGAGAGAAGAGCCUGCUGUGUUAAGGAUAUCAAGCGGACCCAUCCACCCACCCCUUUUAAGCGUGGUUCUCGGAAGUUAGUAAAGAUUUUAACCUUUAUUCCACUCUUUGCAUUUUUCUUUAUGAAGUUUUAAGGAGUCAUUGGUUAAUAGUUUACAAUGCCACUUUAGAAACAAGAAGGAGCCUGGAUCGAAUUCACUUUUGCAAAGACUUCUGGGACUGUUACUAGGACAGUAACGAUCCUAGAAACAAUUGCGGAACGCAUUUCGGCUCCAGUUCCCUUUUCGUUUCUAAUGUGGCGAAAUUAAGUUUGCUAAGAAAAUCCUUUCACCGCGGGUUUACAUCGUCUACGUAUAACCGUUCCACUGGCGUGGCUUAUAGGAAUCAAGGGGAGAAGACUAGUUUUGUCUAGUCAAAAUAUUGGGUAAAUAAAUUUGUAAUCCUUAGCUGUCCGAUCACCCUUAUCUUCAAUUUUAAGUGUUAUUUUAUAUUGCUGAUCCUGAUCUACGACAAGAUCCGGCUUUCCCUCGCCGCUGUUUGUCCAGAUGGUCCUUGCAAGAAUUGCUCACUAUAUAAUUUUGCCCGAGUCUGUCCUAAUUCCGCGCAGUGUACAUGUUCUUUAUCCUAAACAGGGUAUGUAUAUUUUAAGUUUUUUGUCCAAUACACAGGGUCAGGGCUUCAAACCCUCAGCGGCUCAUCUCUCCGCAAAUAUUAAAUUAUAAUUCAAGUUUUUCUUCCCUGUUUAUUAUUGUUUUCUAGCGUCUGUGGAUCAAUUCGCUGCUACUUCCAAGUCGUUUAUUUUCUCUCUGGUGGACAAGGAAGGACUUGCACCAUUUAAGAGCAUGGUAAAACAUGUCUAUUCAUCAUAUGCAAUUUACCGUUAUUCAAGUUACGGUCCAACAUUUGGUGAUGGCCAUGACAUAUACAUUGCUGAUAAUGCUAAUCAGAAUACUGGUUCCUACAAUAAUUUUGGCACCUCAUACUCUCUUCCAAAUAACGUUACAGACCGUUAUACAAUCCUGGCUGGAACCCGUUACUUUUCACCUGACGAGGUUGAGGUAUUUUAUCUCGCUUGA